AUUAGAUAGAAACAAUAGAUCUUCCAUCUGAAUCGUGGAUAUGUGUGUUUGAGUGACAUUUACUUCGCCAGUGCAGUGGGAGUGUUUAGAUGCGACAAAAUGCGCGGCACAAGUCGAAAUACCUUCAACUUGAACUUCCCUCUGCGGCGAUUAUUGCUUCAAAGUGCAAGAGCGGCUCGAGGUAGCCCACCGCUCGGUCAGAGGCUGUGCGACGCAGAAAAAGGGGGCAGUAAUAGUGGAGGAAAUGGUGGACAUGGGAGCGGUUCCAACGGGGGCGGAAAGCAUGAUAAGACUGGAUCUUCAGGCCAUAGCAGUAAUAAGCACAAUUCCGACGCAUCUUCGCAACAUUCAGCAAACUCGCCGGGUAAUCUAGAUCGUGGAACAGCGAACUCGAAACUCACUCCUAGCAGCCACAAAUCUUCGCAUAGUCUGCACAGCAAAGGCGGAAGCUCUAGUGCGGCCGGGGGUACCGGAACAAAUGCAUCGUCCACAGCCGGAAAAGUACCCGACGAGUGUCCGCUGUGCUAUGACGUGUUACCCUCAAGCGACGAGUACUAUCCGCUACUGAAUUGCAAACACUAUGCAUGUCGAGCUUGCCUGGAAAAUUAUCUGAUGAUCCAGAUCUCAGAAUCGCGCACGGAUAUCAGCUGUCCACAAUGUUCGGAUUCGAUGCACCCGACUGACAUUCAAGCGCUUCUUAAGGCGUUCCCAACGGCCAUCACAAAGUAUGAGGAUUUUAUGGUUCGACGGGUAUUAUUGUCCGAUCCAGAUUCGCGUUGGUGUCCAGGACCUGAUUGCACAUAUGCAGUCAUCGCUACCGGAUGUGCCUCCUGUCCAAGAAUAUGUUGUCAGCGGCCAGGAUGUGACGUACAGUUUUGCUAUCAUUGCAAGGCGGAGUGGCAUCCCGAUCAAACCUGCGAUGCGGCCCGUGCUUCCCGGCAAAGUCCAACGCGCGCCCUGUCCGGUAGUAUUAGAAAAAAUUCACAACAUAAAGACGAAAUUAAACCCUGUCCGCGUUGUCAGGUGCUUAUAGUGAAGAUGGAUGAUGGUUCAUGCAAUCACAUGGUGUGCGCUAUCUGUGGUUCAGAGUUUUGCUGGCUGUGCAUGAAGGAAAUCAGCGAUCUUCACUAUCUUAGCCCUUCAGGAUGUACGUUCUGGGGGAAAAAACCAUGGUCACGAAAAAAGAAAUUACUUUGGCAGCUCGGAACUCUGGUGGGCGCUCCACUAGGAAUUGCUCUAGUGGCAGGUAUUGCCGUACCAGCGAUGAUUAUUGGGAUUCCUGUAUGGGUUGGACGAAAGAUACAUACUCGCUACAAAUCAGCUGGCAAGCACAAGCGCAAUUUUGCCGUUCUGGGAGGAGUAACGGCAUCGGUAAUUGUUUCGCCUGUCCUUGCCGGAUUAGCAGUUGCCAUUGGUGUGCCAAUAUUGUUGUUUUAUGUGUAUGGCGUCGUACCUGUCUCACUUUGUCGGGCAGGGUGUGGCGAGGGAACAAAAUUCGAAUUUGAUGAAGAAGAGGACAACGGUUCCCGAAACCAUGACGCUGCCAGUGUUGAUGCUGUUUCACGCAUCGGAGCCACUAGCAUUGGAGAGGUUAGCCUAAGUGUGGCCAGCGGAAGCCAUCUUGGCGUUUCAAGCCAACAUUCGGCGUAUGGUGCAACGAACCCGUCCACCACGGCUCUUGCCGGCAGCAUUACAGGACACCGGUUGGAAGUUCAGGCUGAUGUAAGCACUUCGGAGACGGCCUCUGCGGUAACAUGUGUUAGUGAAAAAUCAGGUAACACGCUGAAUGAUACAGCCUCCACCAAGGCAUUGGCCGGAUCAAUCCUGAGUUAUAAACAGCAGGCAGAGUCCAGUGCGUUCAGCGAAGAUGGCGCAUCCGAAAGGGUACGCUUCGACAACACCGUGUCAUUCGUUAUUGACAGUAAGAAAGAUUCCUGUGAUUUCUUGUAUAGUAUCCCGCCGGAUCAGGACACAGCUGCUGAUAAAGCAAGUUUGGGCAGCGGACGGUCCUUCCGCAGCUCUGAGCGGUCAUUCCGGGAUGACUUUGAUUCUACCAGUGUGUCUUCAGCGCACAAGCGCAUCAAUUUCGGCAAGCUGAUUCCCAAGCUCAGCUCCAGUCAGCAUCGCAAUCUAUCGGUAGAUAGUACAACCGGUUCGUACAACAUCCCGGAGAAUGUGAGCUUGGAGCAGGAACUGGAGCAAGAGGAGACACCAACGGGUCAGCAUGUCGUCACGUCAAGCUCCUCGUCAGCUGGUGCAGGACCUUUGCGCAAAACAGCACAAUCCCAGACAACACUUUUAACCGGAGCAACAUCUUUUGUACAGCAGAAAGCACAGCCUUGUUCUCUGGAUCCAUCUCCCGAGUUUACGGUACGACAUGCCAGCCUUGCAGCAAAAUCUUCCGCAGUACCCAUUGCGUCAAGCAGCAGCAGUUGUUCAUCAAACGAGGCAAUUAAUAGGGCAAUUUUGGUAGAAAAACCAACUCUUGCGACAUUCAAUGCAGGGGUCUGCGCUACCGGUUAUACAGAGGCUGUCCAGAAUCAAAGGAACGAAUUGAAACCAAUGCAAUCGUUAGAAUCGUCCCCACUAUCCACAAGCUCUAUAAGUGACCAUUCUUCCCAGGAGCAACCACCAAUUGGGCCUCCAAAAUCGCGCACCCACAUUCUGCGCAAUUUGUUCUUCUCGCUUCCAAACACAUCGGAAUCGACAGCACCGACUGAGGCUACGGUUGAAUGUGGGCAUGUUGAUAAUACGGGUGCACGUACAAAGACAGCAUCCGCCCCAUUGACUUCUCCGCUGUCACCAUCGUCCUCUUCCACUUCUUCCGCUUCCUCGACGACGCCCACAGGACCUUCCUCGAACACACUACCAUGAACCGAGUAUCAUCCCGUACAAGAUGGCACAAUUUGAAUGAUUGUUGGAAAGACAAUCGUAUUGUUAGAGACGGCAAGCGACAGGAAUGGGGAAUUCAUUUUGCAUUUUAAUUGCCAGGGGCCAUUUUGUAGUAUGCAUUUUGGCUUUAAGGUUAGCCUUCGCUUCGUUUUCUUUAAACAAGUAGCGACUUUGUUAGAACCUUGUUCUUAUUACUAUUACCUACUACUGCCCCGUCGUGCGUAAAAUGACAGUGAAAACGCAUAAAAAAAGAUAACAGAAGACUGCAAAAUGCCAGGACUAAUACACCACAUUCGUUUGUUGUGUUUGUUUAACAUGGCCAAAAAGGCUACACUUUCUUGACACGGAUUCCUACGGGAUGAGCCCACGACGAUUAAUCACGAUCCUUGGACGAGGCUUCAUUAGUAAAAAUAAUAAAUGGAACAUUAAAUAAGCAUCAGACAACGAGAGCGCGGUUCUAUUAUUAUGCCAAAUUCGGAAAGGCGCAUUUUGUGUUUGUUUUUAUUUUUUCUCUACUACAACAACAGAGGAGAGAGAAUGAGAGACAAUAGGAAAGCGAUGGGGGAUCCGGGAGAUUGAAAGUUUUGUUAGGUAAGACACUGUUAGGUAGCAAGAAGGUAAGCAGAAAAAACUAGUGUCAUGCGAAGAUAGUAAAUGAGGGAUACGAAGUUAAUGCUAUUUAAGCUAGGAGUUGAUUUAGGGAUAGAGAAGCAACACAAAUCCCUAUUCUUUUUAUCUAAUGGGGUCAAUAGUACUAAUUUUCUAUUUAAAUCAUGUUCGAAGUUCAUGAGAUAAUUUGUUUGAAACGUCUUUAUGGAGAAAUACGAAACCGAAAGUAUGCGCAUACGCAUAAAAUAUAGAAUUAAAUAAUCCCAUAA
This is a messenger RNA of Anopheles funestus (African malaria mosquito), 3770 nucleotides long. Its product is annotated as E3 ubiquitin-protein ligase RNF19A-like. Gene Ontology annotation, biological process: protein polyubiquitination; ubiquitin-dependent protein catabolic process; positive regulation of proteasomal ubiquitin-dependent protein catabolic process. The coding region runs from base 100 to 2874 and encodes 924 amino acids. The transcript is spliced from 8 exons. Gene Ontology annotation, molecular function: ubiquitin conjugating enzyme binding; zinc ion binding; ubiquitin protein ligase activity. NCBI's taxonomy places the organism in Eukaryota, Metazoa, Arthropoda, Insecta, Diptera, Culicidae. The record is from RefSeq and is a predicted model, not a curated record. Gene Ontology annotation, cellular component: cytoplasm; ubiquitin ligase complex.